Messenger RNA from Sander lucioperca (pikeperch), 866 nucleotides. RefSeq names its product 7SK snRNA methylphosphate capping enzyme. The transcript has 2 exons. The record is from RefSeq and is a predicted model, not a curated record. NCBI's taxonomy places the organism in Eukaryota, Metazoa, Chordata, Actinopteri, Perciformes, Percidae. Bases 528 to 854 code for a protein of 108 amino acids.
UAUAAAAGCGCGGGCUGGGAUCUGGAGCACGGCGAGGACAAGCUAACAGCUAGCAGCUAAUCGCAGCCAAAGCUAACGGCUAACUCACUUUAGAGAAGUCAUGACUCAGCCAGCCGCGUGCACACACUGACACGCGCACGGAGGGCUCGGCGGCGCCUCGUUUACACGCGCACAACGGGUUUCUGCGCGUGUUUAGGUAGUUGUUGAUCUUUAGGGGUGUUGUGUGUGUGGUGUGUGUGUGCGUGUGUGCGUGUGUCGUGCGCGCGCGCGCGUGUGCGUGUGUGCUACUUCCUGCAAGUUAGCCGGACGUGGCUAGCUGGAGAAGCUAACUGUUUACCAGUUGUGUGUCUGAGGUGCGUUCGAGUUAUUCAUGAGGGCGCUCCGUGAUUGGCGGAGUCAGCGGCAGAGGCGGGGCUAGAGAGGGUCUGUGGGUGUGGGGGGGUCAGACACACACACCAACAGGUCUAUUUAUGUCCCAGACACCCUGAGAGAGGAGACCUGCACUGUUCUGCACACAGAGUUUGAAGAUGAUCAGGAUGUCGUUGGACAAAGAGGCAGUUAGCCCCGCCUUCCCGGCCUCCGUCAGCCUAUCGGAGCAGACCAAGGCCCGCCCCCUGCGUCAGAAGAACGGCCUUCCGUUGCCCGGCAACAGCCAGGCGGCUCCGGCCACUCAGCGAAUCGCGAAGCGGCGAUACUCCACGGGCGCCGGCUUGACGGGGGCGGCCAAGCGCCGUCGCCGUGCCAACAGCGACAGCCAAUCGGAGCCCGUGCUGCCGAGUCACUUCCUAUUGGGCGGGAACAUCUUCGACCCGCUGAACCUCAACUCCCUAUUGGACGAAGACGUCAACAGGUGAGACGGACCCCCA